Molecule: messenger RNA, 252 nt
Organism: Bombina bombina (fire-bellied toad)
Lineage: Eukaryota; Metazoa; Chordata; Amphibia; Anura; Bombinatoridae
Product: cytochrome c oxidase subunit 7A2, mitochondrial-like
Biological process (GO): mitochondrial electron transport, cytochrome c to oxygen; regulation of oxidative phosphorylation; mitochondrial respirasome assembly
Source: RefSeq, a predicted model, not a curated record
AUGUUGCAGAAUUUACUGGCCCUUCAUCAUGUUUCUCAGCGGUUAAUAAGCAGCACUUCCCAGAGGUCUCUACUGAAUAAAGUUGCAGACAAGAGGAGAAGGAUGUUUCAGUAGGAUAAUUGUGUUCCAGUUUAUUUAAAGGGUGGAGUUGGAGGUGCCUUUCUUUACAGACUGACCAUGGCAUUAACUGUUGGAACAGGAUAUGCCCUGCAUGAGCUCUUCAAUGCUGCAAUGCCCAAAAAGAAAAAAUAA